AGUUACACCAACAUGGCUGCUGGCUGAGGUUUCCCCCCCCGCCGGACCUGCAGGCACGUUGCCGCGAGGAGGAGGAGGAGGAGGGGGCCGGGAAAGGCAGCCUCUCCCCUCCACCCCUUGGAGCCACGAGGUAGGAGAAGCAGCAGCGGCGAACUGCCUCCCCUUCCCGGACUUUUGCAAGCUUCUGGGUUCUCUCGAAACAAUACUAGCAACACCACUUUUCUUUCCAUGCUACUAUGGCAAAUGAAGAAGAUGACCCAAUUAUACAGGAGAUUGAUGUGUACCUGGCCAAAAGUCUGUCAGAGAAGCUGUAUCUGUUCCAGUAUCCCGUUCGCCCAGCUUCGAUGACGUAUGAUGACGUAACUCAUCUUUCGGCAAAGAUAAAACCAAAGCAGCAAAAGGUUGAGCUGGAAAUGGCCAUUGACACUUUGAACCCCAAUUACUGCCGCAGCAAAGGAGAGCAGAUCGCGCUCAACGUCGAUGGCACGUGUACAGAUGAAACGAGCACGUAUUCCUCGAAGAUGAUGGACAAGCAAACGUUCUCCUCCUCACAGACGACCAGUAACAUAUCGCGAUAUGCUGCUGCAAUCUACAGAAAAGGUGAGCUCCACCUUACGCCUCUCCAUGGAAUCCUGCAAAUGAGGCCGAGUUUCACCUACUUGGACAAAGCAGAUGCCAAAUACAGAGAGCGAGAAGCUGCUAAUGAGCCUGGCGAUUCUUCCCAGGAUGAAGCGGAAGAAGACGUCAAGCAGAUCACGGUGAGGUUUUCCCGCCCCGAGUCGGAACAGGCCCGGCAACGUCGGGUCCAGUCUUACGAGUUCCUGCAGAAGAGGCAGGCGGAGGAGCACUGGGCUCACUUGCAUUACUACGGUUUAAAGGACAGCCGUUCCGAACACGAGCGCCAGUAUUUGUUUAGUCAAGGUCAUGGCAUGGCUGGGAACACUGAAUUAAUUAAAUCUCCAAGCGAGUACUUGAUGAUGCUGGUGCCUCCGAGUGUGGAAGAUGAAAAGGACAGGCCUGUAGCCCCAAGCAAUGUGCUUCCCAUGGCGCAACUGAGGACUCUUCCCCUUGCGGACCAGAUCAAGAUCUUGAUGAAAAACGUGAAGGUCAUCGCUUUUGCAAACCUGAUGAGCCUUUUGGCUUCUGGGACGGAUCCUACGGCAGCCUUGCGGUGCAUACAGCAGGUGGCGCUGUUGGUGCAGGGAAACUGGGUUGUGAAAAGCGAUGUCCUCUAUCCAAAAGAUACCUCCAGCCCACACAGCGGAGUCCCGGCGGAAGUGCUCUGCAGAGGAAGGGAUUUUGUUAUGUGGAAGUUUACACAAGACCGCUGGGUGGUUCGGAAGGAAGUAGCGACAGUUACAAAACUCGGCCCAGAAGAUGUGAAAGAUUUCUUGGAGCACAUGUCUUUCCUGAGGAUAAACAGGGGCUGGGAAUUCAAGCUCCGCUACGAUGAGGAUUUUGUCCAGAAGCAUCCGGAUGUGGUCCAGAGGCAGCAGAUGCUCUGGAUGGGCAUCCAGGCCAAGUUGGAGAAAGUCUACAACUUGGCCAAGGAACACGUAGCACCAAAGAAACAAGCUGCACAAGCAGCUGCCCCCUUGCUGGUUUCUGGAGAGCAGCGGGUCGGUCUGGCGAAAGCAAGAGUCAAGCAGACCUAUGGGCAGUUGGAGCAAGACUUCCAGAAGCUGAAAGCGGAGGGCAAAGCCAGCCAGGGCACUUGCCCGGUGGACAUAUUUGGCAUCCGUAUAAAAGAAGAGCCCGUGAGCGAUGAGGAGCCUAUGGACACCUCUGUCUGCGACGGCCUCAAUAAUGGACUGGCCAACGGCAUCCAUUCGGAAGAGAACUCUGUGGACUCCGUGAACGGCCUCUUGCCGGUCCAAGAGAGAGUCACGCAAGAACUCAGAGCCUUUGUGGCGGCGACGUUUAAGAAACAGUAUGUGCUAACCCUGAAUGAGCUCAAACGGUUAUUUAAUCUCCAUGUGGCUAGUCUGCCUCCUGGGAAUCUCCUGUUCAGCGGCAUUUCCGACAAAAUGUUACAGGACAUGGUGUUGGACAUGGGCUGCAAACAAAUUAUGGUGCCUUUUCCCCCGCAGACGACUGCGUUGCUGGAUGAAAAAAAGGUCUUUGCACUUUGGGAAGCUGGUGACAUGUACGAUCAGCACCGGCAAAUUUUGCUCGAAAUCUUUUCCAAAAACUACAGAGUGCGCAGAAACGUCAUCCAGAAUCGGCUGGCCCGGGAAUACGGAGAGGAACUAGAUAAACAGGAGAUUGAUAAAAUCUUGAAGGACUGCUGUGUAAGCCAGGGUGGCAUGUGGUAUCUUAAAGGGACAGUACAGCAACCAACAUCUUGACGAAAGGGGUUUUGCUUUAAUUGCAUCGAAUGAACUCCAGGACUGAAGCAGAAAAGGUGGAACAGGCAGAAAGGAAAAUGAUGAGGGGCAGAGCCUGCUGUCCUCACAGCCCUAUGGAUGGAUGAAGUUAUGGACACAGAGCUGCUCGUCUGCAUGGCAUCCAAAAUGCCACCGUUCAACACAAAGAGAAAUCUUUGUGAGUUGUUAGGAUUAAGUUGGGAUUCCUAAUAUAUUAACUUCUCAUCACAAAAAGGGGGGGGGGAAACCACCUACUGACCCAGAUGUUACAGAUCAUGAUCUAAUGUUUUAUUUUGUAACUAACGCCAAUAAAUUGCAAGUUUACACUUA
Molecule: messenger RNA, 2696 nt
Organism: Lacerta agilis (Sand lizard)
Lineage: Eukaryota; Metazoa; Chordata; Lepidosauria; Squamata; Lacertidae
Gene: POLR3E
Product: RNA polymerase III subunit E
Exons: 21
Coding region: 237-2348 (703 amino acids)
Biological process (GO): DNA-templated transcription
Cellular component (GO): RNA polymerase III complex; nucleus
Source: RefSeq, a predicted model, not a curated record